GUUUUCAAUUGUGUUUAGAUAGGACAAAGAAAAACUACUAGAUGGUGUCUUCUCUAUCUAGCAUCUUUAAACUCCCUUGGAACCACGGUCAUACUCGUCUGGCUUACUGAUUGCUUCUCCCCAAGAGAGCUUGUAUAGAUUUCCUCACUGAGCUCUUUCGAAGACGACGACUGCUCGAUGGCUCAGUCUCAUGAAGACAGCAGUAUCCGCGAACCGCUGCGUAUUUCGGGCUCCAGAAGAACGCGUUCCCAGGGGGCGCCGGAUUGGUCUUUCAUGGACUCGCUCAUUCUCGUCAAUGAGAUCGCCGCCGUCGAAGCCGAUUGCUUGAAAGCCCUCUCUUCGUAUCAGAAAUGGAUGAUUAUAGCGGAGAAUUGCACCGCUCAGGACGUCCCCCGGAACUUCAACCAGUGCCGGAGGAAAUGGGACUUUCUGCUUCUCGACUAUAAUAAGAUCAAGAAAUGGGAGUCCAAGUCCAGAGGUACUUCGUUUUGGUCCAUGGGAAGCGAUAGGCGAGAAAGUCUGGGGCUUCCAAGAGAUUUCGACGACGAGCUGUUUUUAGCUAUUGAGAAUCUGAUAAUGGUGCGAGAGAAUCAACCGGAUACGGACCCUGAUAGUGAUGGUGAAGCUAAAGACGAUAUGGUUGAUGUUGUUAAAGAACUAGGUGCAGACACCCAUGUAUACAAGCAGGCCAAAGGGUCUAAGAGGCAAAGGAGGAGGUUAACAUCUCUAGAAAACUCUUCAUGGAAAAGUGUUUCAGAAGAAAUAUCUAUAAAGAGCCAGGCAGAAAGAAAACCUCCUAAAUUUCACGUUGAAGAUGUAAGAAGCUCUCCAGAAGUAAAGCCACUUGACCAGACAAGUACGAAGAGAAAGCCUCAAAAAGGCAAUGUGGUAGAAAAUGAGAGUCAUGAGACAACCGAAGCUGAACAUAAGGAGCAAAGGUUUGCACUUAUAUUGCGUGAAAAUGCAGAAAUGGUCAAAACCAUUGUUUCUCAGAAUGCACAGUAUGAAGUUGUUCAGGUGGAGAACGAUGAAUUUGACCAAACCAAAUCUGCUGAAUUUGUUAGGCGUCAAGGAGAUAAGCUUAUUGCUUGCCUUGGAGACAUUGUAAAAUCCCUUGACCAUCUCUGUGAUCUUGUCCAAGAAUGUGAAUAAUCUAGCUGUAGUCCUCAAAAUUUAUGUGUACUGUAUUUACUUGGGAGAUGAAAACAAUAUUCUUUUUUGUUAAAUUAAUGCUAGUGUAAAUGUUGCGUCUGGUUUCUCUUUA
Humulus lupulus (European hop) is the source of this 1264-nucleotide messenger RNA. Its product is annotated as trihelix transcription factor ASR3. NCBI's taxonomy places the organism in Eukaryota, Viridiplantae, Streptophyta, Magnoliopsida, Rosales, Cannabaceae. The record is from RefSeq and is a predicted model, not a curated record. The coding region runs from base 178 to 1152 and encodes 324 amino acids. The transcript is spliced from 3 exons.